AUGGCGUCUCGAGGUGGUCCUGAUGGGCACCUCGAUGCCGGUGCCGGUCGGGAAGUUGUCUUUUGCCACGCCUGCUCUCUCGAAUGGUACCGCGAUGAACAAGGCUUGAUAUGUCCGAGGUGCGAAAGCGACAUCACAGAAAUUGUGAGCCUAGAGAACGACCCGCGCCGAAUGGGCGAUUCGUCAGCCUCGACAUCGCCAAGUCUACCCCCGCUACGACAUGCCGACGACUCUGACCCUGAUGAAGCCGAUAUAGAGGAGCAUUUGGGUCCACAAGGCUUUCGCUUUCGCCAGAGUAUUCGAUCCGAUCCGGACGAGAGCCAUCACGAUCCAUCCAUGGACCCAGUGUUGCGCCGGUUUCAGGACAUGAUCCAGAGCUUCAGUCAACCUCGCCGAAGUGAGCUUAUAAGCCGAUUCAGCCUUCCAGACAAUGCCUCACGUGCAACACCACGAUUCCGACAUACUACAUUCACAUCCAGAGGGGGAACCGCGUCGGUCACGAUAUUUUCUGCCCCGGCCGUGGAAUCUCGCGGUGCCGGCGGUUUUGGCGAGUACGGCGAUGAGUCUACGGAUGCAAACAACUUUGACCCUUUUCAAACCAUCUUUUCUAAUGUCAUCCGGGAUUUGGAUCCGCCAGACGGGCCAGGCGAGGGCGGCGCUCAAAUGGGCCUGGCCAGAAGUCUACGGGAUAUUCUCAAUCACUUUAACCCGGCUAAUGCCACGAUGGGCGAUGUUGUCUACACUCAAGAAGCCCUGGAUCGGAUCGUCACCCAGCUCAUGGAAACAACCUCGCAAUCCAACGGGGCUCCGCAGGCAUCCAACGACGCAAUUGCCAAGCUGGAUCGUAGGACGGUUGACAAGGAUUUUUUCGGCCCCGAAGGCAAGGCUGAAUGUUCCAUUUGCAUUGACACAAUGCAGGAGGGAGAAAUAGCCACAUACCUUCCCUUCUGCCGGACUCCCAUAGAAAAGAAUGAACGAGGACAAGAAAAUAGCCGAAGCGAAAGCGUCACGCGUGCUGGUGGCGCACCCGGACCGAGCAACGCUCAUUCGCGGGGCACCAGCCGACACAACUCGGACCAGUCAAGCGGUGUUGGGCAUAGAUUCGGCAGUGGUUCCGACACGCCCACUGGCAGAGCGGCGGCAGACAUGUUUUCCUCAGUCAACCUUGAUGCUCAAUUCCGGCCGUCAAACCCGAGCGAAGGUAGAUUGAAUGUGGCGCGUCACAAUGUUGCGAGCACACGAGAACGAGACAAUGAUGGGCGGAAUCGAGAAAACAACUCGGAGUGGCGCUUCGACACGUCGCGAACGCAGCGUAGAACGUCGCACUCGCCAUCAAGCCCAAGACCAUUCGAUUUUGCCGAGCAAGCUGCUCGGAGCCUCGGCGACAAUCUGGCCCGUUCGGCUGGCUACGAGGGCAUUUCCCCGGAGGCAAUGGAAGUGGAGGCAACCAAAGGUCGUCUUGAGACCAACGGCAAGUCUUUGAGGAGAUGA
Messenger RNA from Metarhizium album ARSEF 1941, 1491 nucleotides. RefSeq lists its product as uncharacterized. The record is from RefSeq and is a predicted model, not a curated record. NCBI's taxonomy places the organism in Eukaryota, Fungi, Ascomycota, Sordariomycetes, Hypocreales, Clavicipitaceae. Bases 1 to 1491 code for a protein of 496 amino acids. The transcript is spliced from 5 exons.